CCGGAGCAGAGCCUGCUGCAGACAAGCCUCUGCCUUCCCGGGCGGCCGUGGCUGCCGCCCCGCUUCUCCUGUUGCCCGCACGACUGGGAGGCAGGAGCAGCCCCGAGGGGUCGGUCCCGAUGCUGCGCCUUCCCGGCGCUGGCAGCAACUUUGCCGCUCCGGCCGCGCUCGCUGCUCCCUGCCGCCGUGCGAGCGUUCGGAGGGUGCAGUGACCGAUCCCAGCAAGAGUUUUGCAAAGCUCUGAUAUACCCUGAGCUGCGCGCAACAACCCGUGUUCUCCGAGGUGCUGGAGAGAAGGAAUUAUGUGUUCGCGACCGCCCGGCGAGGGGAGGUGUCUUCCUCAAGGGACCUUUCCUCACCCAUAGAGCUGCCGGCUGCCCGCGACGGCGGGAGGACGCAAAUGGGCAGAACGAGGCCGGUGUGGCUGCUGGCGAGGAGGCAGCGGUCCCGGGAAAGGGCGGAGCGCCGGGGGGGGGUCCUCCCGGCGCUGCACUUGCCACAUUAACUCGGCGCGUCGGAGACGGCGACACAACUUUCUGGGUCUGCCCCGGGUGGCGGCGAGAAGAGCCUCUUCGCUGCUCUGCUCGCCGCACCCCCAGCGGACCCCGGCGGCAGCGGGAGCCGCGCUCCGGCGGCAGCAGAGUCGCGGUUGCUCCCGCUCUGGCCCCGGCGAGGAGGGCUGUCCCCGGGAGCCGGGCGGGCAUGUCUUUCGCUUCCAGCCCCGCUGAGCGGGGCGCACGCCGCCUCUGAAGGGGAGCGUGUGAGCCCCGCCGCCUCCCGGCCAUGCGGCCCCUCCGCGCUCCCCUCGCCUUGCUCUGCCAGGUGCUGAGCGCCUGGGCUGCCUGCGCCCUCGCCCCGGCUCCCGUCGCGGCCGCCGGGCCGCCGGCGCCCCCGCAGCGCGCCCGCUCGCAGCCAGCCCCGACGCCCCUCGCCCCGGGCCGGCGGGCGGCCGCGGCGCUCCCGGGGCGCGGAGCGCUCCCUCCCGGGGCCGGCGGAGCGGCGGGACCGGGCGGCAGCUGCGCUCCCCACGGGGCGGCGGGGGCCGGGCGGCGGCGGGCGCGGAGCAGCGAUCCCGGAGCCGGCGCGGCGGCGGGGAGGGGCGGGGCGGGCGGGCCCCGCUGGCUGCCCCUGAACGGUUCGGCAGGCGGCGAGGGCAGCGCCGGGGGCCGCGGGAACGCCACGGGGCGCCGCGCCCGCCUCCGCAACCCCUUCUACCCGCUGACCGAGGAGUCCUACGGCGCCUACGCCGUCAUGUGCCUCUCCAUAGUGAUCUUCGGCAUCGGCAUCAUGGGCAACAUGGCAGUGAUGUGCAUCGUCUGCCACAACUACUACAUGCGGAGCAUCUCCAACUCUCUGCUGGCCAACCUGGCCUUCUGGGACUUCCUCAUCGUCUUCUUCUGCCUGCCGCUGGUCAUCUUCCAGGAGCUCACCAAGAAGUGGCUCCUAGAGGACUUCUCCUGCAAAAUCGUCCCGUACAUCGAGGUGGCCUCUCUUGGAGUCACCACAUUCACGCUGUGUGCCCUCUGCAUUGACCGGUUUCGUGCUGCCACCAACGUGCAGAUGUAUUAUGAGAUGAUCGAAAACUGCACCUCGACGACGGCCAAGCUGGCUGUCAUCUGGGUAGGUGCCCUGCUGCUGGCACUGCCAGAGGUGGUGCUGCGCCAGCUGGCCAAGGAGGACCCCGAGUACAGUGGCAGCCCCCCGGGUGAGCGCUGCGUGGUGAAGAUAUCCACCGCACUGCCCGACACCAUCUACGUGUUAGCUCUCACCUACGAUGGGGCACGACUCUGGUGGUACUUCGGCUGCUAUUUUUGUUUACCUACCCUAUUCACUAUUACCUGCUCCCUGGUGACAGCGAGGAAAAUCAGGAGGGCUGAAAAGGCUUGCACAAGGGGGAACAAGCGACAAAUUCAGCUGGAAAGUCAGAUGAACUGCACAGUGGUGGCUCUGACCAUUUUGUAUGGGUUUUGCAUCAUUCCCGAAAACAUUUGCAACAUCGUGACUGCCUACAUGUCCACAGGGGUCUCUCGACAAACUAUGGACCUCCUCCAUCUCAUUAGCCAGUUCCUUUUGUUCUUUAAGUCCUGCGUUACCCCAGUUCUCCUCUUCUGCCUCUGUAAACCUUUCAGUCGGGCCUUUAUGGAGUGUUGCUGUUGCUGCUGUGAUGAAUGCAUCCAGAAGUCUUCCACAGUGACAAGUGAUGACAAUGACAAUGAGUACACCACGGAACUGGAGCUCUCUCCUUUCAGUACCAUCCGUCGCGAAAUGUCCACUUUUGCCUCCGUGGGGACUCACUGUUAAUUUACCUUAGGACUUUUUAUUUCCUGUAUCUUUUUCCUUUUUCUUUUUUUUUUUUUUACUUUAUAUUUUUCUUCUUGAAACAAAAUGCAGGAAAAAAAUUACUGUUGAACACUACUCUCAAAACCAAUCUGUGUAUUAACAGUCAUGCUUUGGAAAAUAAUUUGUUUGGUUAUUAAAAGGAAAGAGAGACAAGGAGAGUCAGCACUCAGUUUUAAGUCAUGAUAUUUUGUAUGGUGCUAAGAUUUCAUUGCUUGGGGAGGAAGGUCCAUAUCGAUCCACUUUUAUUUAAUUCCAUAGUAUUUUUUUUGAUAAUCACUGCAAAAUGAUUUGUAGACAUUGUGGACUUUGCAAGAUGGUUCACGUAAAAGUUGUGGUGGAAAGUAUUUGAAGGUAGUUUUAAUCUAAUUACUGUACACUGUUGUGAGAGGACUUGGACUUCAGAAAAUUUAUAAGUAGCAUAAAAAUAAAUGAGGCUUUAUUCUUUAACUUCCUUGUCAAUCUGCAUUUAACAAAGACAUCUAUGAGUACUAUUAAGUUCCUUUAAUAAGUAAAAAAAAUCUUUGCAUAAAAUAAUAUAGAUGGCCAUAUUUAAUUAACAUUUGGGUACUUACCCUUGGAGGAUAUAAUUACAGUGUUCAAGGAAGAUGGUUAUAAUGGUAUUAGAUUUAUAUGAGUGGGUUUUUUUAAUGUUAUAUUAUGAAGGUCCAGUAUGCCUCAUUGAAAAUUUUUUUAACCUGCAGGUAUACAAAAUCUGAGUUAUUUUAUACUUCUUACAAAGAAACAUUCAUUUUAUCAUUGCAUUUUGUCUUGUGUGGUUUUAAAAUCAAGUUUCUUUCCAGUUUGCUAUUGGUUUUACAUUGGAAUUUUGUCCUCAGUCUCUGUAUAUAUAGCUCCUACUAGCUUCAGUGAGUCUCAUUGCAGAGGAAGGCAUUUUUUGCCAGAGGUUUGCUGACAAUAAAUGUGAGGGACUGAAACAUGUGGAGAGUGAAUUCGUUCUUUUUUAAAAGGUGUAAACACACUUGGAUGCUUGGGGCUUGACCCAGAGCCCAUGGCAGUCAAUGGAAAGGUUUCCAUCAGUUUCAGAGGGCUUUGAAUCAGACUGGCAUCUCCUAUUUAUUCUGGGAUGUGUAGCAUGAAUAUUAAUCACAGGGACUCUCUAUACUGAUUAUAAAUCAUGCUGCCCUCACAGAGACGGCUAUUCAUGAGCAGCUCACAGCUCUGGAGCUGUUUUUGAGAGCCACAGUGUGUUUUGCUGAUGGCUUCUUGCUGUUCACAGAGUCGUUAAAAUGAGGGUAUGUCAACACUGCCAGCAACAGUGUGAUAUAAUAAAAUUUAAAGUUGUUAUAAGCAAGCCAGGUUAGAGACCGAAAAGUGCCUAUCCUUACCAGCGGAGCUUAUUUGCCCCACUUCUUGGCUGAAGUAGACAGGCUAUUCUUGGCAGGCAAGCUGGCUCAUACUUACACUGGGCAGCAGGCUGAAGUGAACUUACAGAACACUAAGGAACUGAAUUUGUUAUAGUUAGCUUAUAUUUUAAUACUAAUUAAAUAAAUAGUGCAAUUGCAAUAGUAUGAGCGGAAGUAAAAUCACAUGCAUUCAUACUUUGAAAUUAACAGUAAAUGUAACUGAUGUAAUCUUACCUCCUGAUACCUGCCUCUAACUAUGUUAAAGAACUUACUGUAACUUCUGGCAAGGAGUCUAAUUUUUGUUUGUAGACUGUGGACUUAUUAUGUUUAAUCUUUGUAUCUGCUUGGGCAAGCAGUAUUUCUUCUUUUUCUGUACCAUUUUAACUUAUGGUCAUUUCACCUGAAAAAAAACCCCAGUUUAAAUUAAUUAAUAUGAAUAUGAAUACAAACAUACAUGCACUUGAGUUCUUUUUCUGACUUUUGAAUCAGACAUUGGGCCCUAGCAAAGCAAUCUGCUUUAACUACAGGCAUUUUUUUCUGUUUAGGACUUGCUAAAUUACCUAAAUUUCUAAAAUCCUGUUGUAACAUAGUCUCUUACGAUGACAAGGGAACUGUCUCUUCCUUAUAAAACCCUUCACUGACUUUGCUUGAUUACAUUCAAUAAACUAUGAAAGGGAUUAAAGAGAAAAGAUGAAAACGAAA
Molecule: messenger RNA, 4406 nt
Organism: Pipra filicauda (Wire-tailed manakin)
Lineage: Eukaryota; Metazoa; Chordata; Aves; Passeriformes; Pipridae
Gene: GPR37
Product: G protein-coupled receptor 37
Exons: 2
Coding region: 784-2301 (505 amino acids)
Biological process (GO): adenylate cyclase-inhibiting G protein-coupled receptor signaling pathway; positive regulation of MAPK cascade
Cellular component (GO): signaling receptor complex; plasma membrane
Molecular function (GO): prosaposin receptor activity; G protein-coupled peptide receptor activity
Source: RefSeq, a predicted model, not a curated record